Dioscorea cayenensis subsp. rotundata (Guinea yam) is the source of this 1318-nucleotide messenger RNA. RefSeq names its product phenylacetaldehyde reductase-like. Gene Ontology annotation, molecular function: oxidoreductase activity, acting on the CH-OH group of donors, NAD or NADP as acceptor. The transcript is spliced from 6 exons. The record is from RefSeq and is a predicted model, not a curated record. Lineage: Eukaryota; Viridiplantae; Streptophyta; Magnoliopsida; Dioscoreales; Dioscoreaceae. The coding region runs from base 48 to 1016 and encodes 322 amino acids.
UGCUAGUGGGAUAGGGAUCAAAAAGGAAAGAGUGAAAGUGAAGGAGAAUGAGUGGGAAGGUGGUGUGCGUUACUGGGGCGUCCGGCUAUAUUGCGUCAUGGCUGGUGAAGCUCCUUCUUCAGAAAGGUUACACCGUCAAGGCCACCGUUCGUGAUCUUGGUGAUCCCAAGAAGACGGAACACUUGCGGGCAUUGGAUGGAGCUAGUGAGCGGCUUCAGCUGUUCAAAGCAAACUUAUUAGAGGAGGGUUCAUUUGAUGCUGUUGUUGAUGGUUGCGAAUGCGUUUUCCAUACGGCUUCUCCUUUCUAUCAUAAUGUUGUUGAUCCACAGACUGAGUUACUUGAUCCAGCAAUAAAAGGAACCCUUAAUGUUCUAGGCUCCUGUGCUAAAGUCUCUUCUAUCAAAAGGGUUAUUGUGACAUCAUCCAUGGCUGCUGUUUCAUACAAUGAGAGACCCCGCACUCCUGAUGUGACUGUUGAUGAGACAUGGUUUUCAAGUGAAGAGGUUUGCCAGCGUGAUAAGGCAUGGUAUGUUCUGUCUAAGACCCUUGCAGAGGAGUCAGCGUGGAAGUUUUCGAAAGAGAAUGGCAUUGAGUUGCUUACAAUCAAUCCAGCAAUGGUCAUUGGUCCUCUUCUGCAACCAACUCUAAACACAAGUGCUGCUGCAAUCCUCAACGUAAUAUCUGGAAAUUCUACUUUCCCAAAUAUGACCUUUGGAUGGGUAAAUGUGAAAGAUGUUGCCUUGGCACACAUUUUGGCAUAUGAGGUUCCUUCCGCAAAUGGUAGAUAUUGUUUAGUUGAAAGAGUCGCACACUUUUCAGAGAUCGUGAAACUGAUUCAUGAAUUUUAUCCAUCCCUUGAACUCCCUCAAAAGUGUGCGGAUGAUAAGCCAUUCGUCCCUACAUACCAGGUCUCCCAGGAAAAGACUAGAAGUUUGGGAAUUGAUUACGUCCCUCUAGAGACAAGUUUGAAGGAGACUAUUGAAAGCUUGAGAGAGAAAGGAUUUGUCACUUUUUAAACUGCAUUUGCGAAAUAAAGACUUGAAUCCCAGCAUUUUGAGUUCAAGAAGUUUGUUAUGUGGGAUCAUCCAAGUUUCUGUGUGAACUAUCUGAAUGUUUCUUAGGUUUGUUACAAAGAGUACUUUUGGUCUUGCCUCUUAUGUUAAAGCUGAUGUCAUGCUCAAAAAUGAUCUGUCUUGUUUGAUGAUUGGCUUGUGUUUUGAUGCUCAUUUGUCAAGGCCAAUGGACUCUGUAAGGUCUGUAUCCUAAUGGACUCUAUGAGGUGAAAAUAAUGCUAAAUAUCAUGAUUUUGUGAUUUUAA